This is a messenger RNA of Phyllostomus hastatus (greater spear-nosed bat), 2612 nucleotides long. It is a transcript of the gene MORN1, whose product is annotated as MORN repeat containing 1. The record is from RefSeq and is a predicted model, not a curated record. NCBI's taxonomy places the organism in Eukaryota, Metazoa, Chordata, Mammalia, Chiroptera, Phyllostomidae. The coding region runs from base 132 to 2612 and encodes 826 amino acids. Gene Ontology annotation, cellular component: cytosol. The transcript is spliced from 19 exons.
CUCCCCGCGCGGCGCUGCAAGGCUGGAGCUUGUUUCCGCCCAAGGACCUGACUCGUGGCCACGCCCCUAGCAACCAACGAGCCAAUGGAGGAGGACUUAGUGGUUGCUAAGGGAAACCGCUAGCGGCGAAGAUGGCAGCUGCCAGGCAAGGAAUCCUGCAGCGCCAGGACCCGCCGGGGCGGCCGCCACAGGACGGUUACGGCGUCUACACGUUCCCGAACUCUUUUUUCCGUUAUGAGGGGGAGUGGAGAGGAGGCAAGACCCACGGCCGCGGGAAGCUGCUGUUCAAGGACGGGAGUUACUACGAGGGCGAGUUUGCGGACGGGGAGAUCGCGGGUGAAGGCUGCCGGCACUGGGCCGCGACAGGGAACACCUACUCCGGGCACUUUGUCCUGGGAGAGCCACAGGGCCACGGCGUCAUGACCUACGGAGCCGGGGGCUGCUACGAGGGGGCGAUGUCCCGCGGCAUGAGGGAAGGACACGGGUGUCUGGUGGACCAGGACGGGAACGUGUACCGAGGGUCUUUCCACAGCAACAAGCAGCACGGCCGAGGGCACAUGGCCUUUCGGAACGGGGACUCGUACGAGGGCGACUGGGUCCGGGGCCAGCGCCAGGGCCACGGCGUGCUGCGCUGCGCGGACGGCUCCACCUACGAGGGGCAGUGGCACCACGGCAUCUUCAGUGGCCUGGGCAGCAUGGCCCACUGCUCCGGGGCGGUCUACCGCGGGGUAUGGAUCAACGGCCACCCGGUGGCGCGAGCCGCGAGGAUCGCGGUCCUGGGCCCGGAGAUGCUGCGUGUGGCCCCCGGCGCUCCCUUCACGGUGCGCGUCCAGCUGCAGCAGGAGGACGGGGCCGUGGCCGAGAGCGAGGACGGCCGGGUGCUGAGGGUCUCGGCGGGCGUCAGGUACGUGCAGCUCCCGGCCUACUCGGACAUCUGCUUCUUCCGCGUGGACGGGGACAGACGGGAGGCGCCCAUCCAGACCCCAUUUGGGUUCGAGUGCAUCGCCUACCCGCUGUCCAGCCCCUCACGCAGUGGCCUGGAGCCCGGAGCUGCCCCGGAAAGUGCCGGAGACCAGGAGGCAGCGCUGACAUCAGACGCCUUGCGAGGCCAGGGGGACCCGCCCGGCGGCCUGCCUGGUUCCGACAGUGAGGCCCGACGGGAAGAGGAUGAGACGCGGCCUGCGCCGACCCCGGCCUGCCAGCGUGCCAGCGCCGGGCCCCUGGCCGCCGUGCGCAGGCGGCAGGGAGCCCAGGCCCUCCCCUCCCUGCGUUCUCCCGGGCCCGCGCCGCACUUCAGCCGCCGGCUCCCCGACCCGGGGGCCUCUUCGCAGCGGCAGCGUCUGCCCAGGCCCCCGACGCAGCCACAGACGCCCCUCCUUUGGCUGAAGGACGGGGAACACGGGCUUCUUCUGCAGACAGAAGCGCAGGCCCACAGCCCACGGCUGCGGCACGAGACCUCAGGCCCCGACCGGCCGCACAGAGGCCCCACGCCACAUCAGGCCACGGCUGCCCACCGGCCGCCCGGGGCCCAUGGCCUCCUCCUGCAAGUGGCCCUCACGUCAGAGAGCUGCAGCCGGCCACCCCACCACAGGCCACCUCGUGGUCCCCGACACCUCUGUCCAGGGCCGUCUGAAAGCCCCCGGGACCACGAGAACGGAGCGGCUUCUGAGCGGCUGCCCGCCACAGACAUCCGCCACGCCCACCUCUCCGGGCCCAGCCGGGCCACGCGUCCUCUCGCCAGCCGGCCUCUCACUGGAGACGCCCCGGGGUGCUGGGUGCGGCGCCCGGGGCAGCAGCUCUCCACACUCAGCCCCGUGCGGGAAGAGCGUGCGGGUUUCGCUGUGGCAGCCUCGGCCCCGGUGACGGGUCUCCAAACCGCGGGGCCCCGAGGGGCCCUGCACACGCACGCACACCCCAUGCGGGGCACUCGGGCGGAGGAAGACAGGCCCCAGCACGCGCUGCCGGGGGAAGAGGGGCCCGGCCCCGCGUCCCUUGUGGUGGCAGUCCGCACCGCGCUGAUCCUGCGCACUGCCGCCGCUACAGCCGACGUCUCCGCGCACCGGAGCCGGGCCUCCGCUCGUGGGCCCGGGCUCCAGGCCGUCCUGGCCGGGAGUGCCCCCGGAGACAUGCAGGGGCCCCCGCAGGCCGGGCAGGACCCUCCGUCCCAGUGGCCGCCGGCCACCCAGGGGGCAGGCGGACGCAGUGCCCGCUGCCCGGAGGACUGCCGGCGGGUGCAGCGCGGCCGCGCCGAGUUCCUGGACAUCCGCCUCGGGCCCCCCCCGCCCGGGUACCACCCCGUCCCGUUCCUGGACGGCCUGCGUGAGAAGGCGAGCAGCGGGCCCGGGGGCGGCCUGGGCCCCGGGACGGGGACGCCCACCGUGCAGGACCCACCCGGAGGCAGCAGGCCGGACGGGGCGGCCGGGGCAGCGCCGGGGACAGCGCCGGGGACAGCGGCCUUCCCAGGAGAGUACGUCAUCAUGGUCCGGGACGUGACCGCCCCACCGUUCCUGGGCCGCUCGCUGCCCACCGCCUUCCAGCACCUUCGGGUCUCUGCCACGGGUCCUGGCCCGCAGCCCCCCGCCCCCGGAGAAGGCCCCACAGCCCAGGACUAG